Molecule: messenger RNA, 2311 nt
Organism: Pelobates fuscus (common spadefoot toad)
Lineage: Eukaryota; Metazoa; Chordata; Amphibia; Anura; Pelobatidae
Gene: RBM44
Product: RNA binding motif protein 44
Exons: 11
Coding region: 71-2233 (720 amino acids)
Cellular component (GO): nucleus; cytoplasm
Molecular function (GO): mRNA binding
Source: RefSeq, a predicted model, not a curated record
UGUAAAUUCUAGAGAAUGCUAUAAAGAUCAGUCGAAAGGACACAUAGACGAUUCAACGCUCUCUAAAGCAAUGACCCAGAGAGCUAUGAAGGCAGAACUUCAACUUCUGAACACUCAACUUUGGCUUUGCCAGCAGAUGUGUUGGAAAAAUCACCAAAAGACCAUGGAAAAGCAAUGUGUCCUUGGCAUCCCCAAAGUACUUGAGGAGCAGCCUGAAACUUCACCAAGAUUCAACUUGCAGUCUGCACUGGCUGAAUUAGAAGAGAAGUAUAAGGAAAAUAAGGAACUCAUUUUGUCUGGAGUACCAUUAGAUAAAAUACCACCUCUAUCUACACAACUUUCAAAGAUUGACUGCUUGGAAGAGCAGUUUUGUGGAUGUCCUUCUAAUACUUCACAGCCAGACAGAGACAAUGAAGUAUCCACAGGAUACUUGGGUGACCAAAUUCAUGUCAAUCAGGAACCCAAAGAGGAUGUUGCAGUGUGCUCUGUUCUGCCUGCAGAGACCAAAGACAAGCCAAAGGAGGAAAAAGAAGCCCAACAGUCAGAACCAUGCAAGGAUGAACAGACAAAGCACUAUGUCUUUGUAGGAAAUAUAGCACAGUCCAUAAAUGAGGAAGCCAUUAUGUCCCAUUUUAAAAUCUACCAGAUUUCCAGUGUAUUCUUUCAGGAGCUAAGCAGAAACUCCAGCUGUGCCAUCCUGACUUUUAACAGUUUGGAACAUGCCAUGGAUGCAGUGAGGGAAAUGAAUGGGAAAGAAUUAUGUGGGAGAGUCAUGAAAGUGCGUUUUAUAAAAGAUUCAAAGCAAAAAGCCUCACUAGAUGUAAAACCACUUCAAACGUUUUCUGAAUCUGAACCCAACAAGAGCCAUUCUUCAAGUGCUGAGUUGAAUCCGUCUUCAUUAAAGAGUGUUUCACCAACAGAUAAUGUUCCAGUUAAAAGUAGUGGAUCUCUGCCUUUGUCUGACAUUAACAAGGUAGAGGCUGUUUCCUCAAACACUCACAGAGCAAGUUAUGUGCCACCUAAAGCUCCAGUACAAACAUCCUCUGCAGUACCCUCCUGGAGUACCUAUGGCCCCCCUAGCAUCAAACCUGUAAUGCAACCAUGGAUGAUGCAAUCUGUUAUUACUAAGUGGACACCAUACAACACACAAAAUCAGUGGCCCAUACACUAUUCCGGACAUCCUAUUUGGUUUCCUACUGCAUCUCAUGCUUCAUCUCAACAAGUUCCCUGUGUUGUAACCAAACCUGUUACAAAUCGUUCCAGAUGUACCCCAGAUGCUAAGGUUAAAUCCAGCUCGACUCUUACUUUCUGUAAAGAUGGAAGAAUGCAAGUUUCACCAAUACAGCCAAAUAAUGAUAUGUUAAACAGCUCUGGUCUCGUGUUUAGUAGUGGAUCUAGAGCUUCUACUCUGCAGAGUAGUGCUGUACAAAUUGGUUCCAAAAGUAACAUUCCAUAUUCCAGCACAGCUGUGAAAGAAACAUGUAAAGCGUCAACAAUUGAAACUGCCGGAGUAUCAAAUGUAGCUCCUUUGUCUAUACCAAGUAACACAGCAACCCCUCGUGCAACCGUGGAACCAUCUGCAGGUACCUUUAAAAUGCCAGUCACUUCUUCAGUGCCUCCAACAGUUAAUGGAACAAGUACAUUACGUACUGCUAAAGUUUCACCAUCAGUCAGUGAACAUGUGCACCAUGCUGCAACUGGAUCAUCUAACUUGAUUAGAGUCCCAUUAAGAGCUCCAAACUUUAUCCCGUUAACUGUGAACAUCCCUGAGCAUGUUACAAGUGGAACAUCUGUCCGUGGAAUGUCCUCAGUCACCACUUGCACCACAGCAGAUCUCUCGUUUCCUAGCCAGAUACCUGUGGUGUCUUCCCCUUUACACAUGACAAAUGAUGUACCACGUACUGCUCCAAGUUUACAUGGUUCGAAUGCAGAGCAGCAUCCAUUGUGCCAUCAAGAAUCGGUAAUUACAGAUUCAGACACAUGCCCAGAAUUGGAUCCAUUAACAGAGUUUCCUACUGUCAUCAUUCCAAACAGACUAAAUCUAUCCACUUUCACCAGAGUAAUGAAGCAACUAAUGGAAUUGCAUCCCGAUGUUACACGUGACCAUAUUGUUGAGACAAUGAAGGAGAUACGGAAAAGAACUGGUCGCUCACUCAAUGGCUUGACUAUCAGAGAGAUGGUUUCAGUAGUUUCUCGUGAGCUGAGCAAAAGCAAAUCUUCAAAGACAACAUGAAGUCCAUGCUCAGGGUUUUUAACCAUUGGAUUCCACACCAACGAAUCUGGCAUUCUUCAAGGAACUCAAAUAUUUUUU